Messenger RNA from Ahaetulla prasina, 10335 nucleotides. It is a transcript of the gene SLC35D4, whose product is annotated as transmembrane protein 241. The record is from RefSeq and is a predicted model, not a curated record. Gene Ontology annotation, molecular function: antiporter activity. Gene Ontology annotation, cellular component: Golgi apparatus. Lineage: Eukaryota; Metazoa; Chordata; Lepidosauria; Squamata; Colubridae. The transcript has 15 exons. The coding region runs from base 241 to 1212 and encodes 323 amino acids.
UCAACUUCGACAACUAUGAGAUACGCGGACUUCAACUCCCAGAAUUCCUCAGCCGGCACACUCUAGUCUAGGAGGUUGAGAAAUGCUGCUUAGAGGGAGCGCUACCCCUUUAAGAAGGCUGUUUCUCGGCUCCUUUUCUUUGCGUCCAUUGGAGCAAAGGCAGCAGCGACGUGUCCCUGUUAUGGCAGCCACAUGCAGCCGGACGGAGAUGCUUUAAAGCUUGGCGACAUGCUUUGACUGAUGCCUUUCAAGAGACCGGCCACUGGUCUUGCUUUCUGUUUGUUCUACUUGAGUUCUUAUUUCACCAACAAGUAUGUCCUAUCUGUCCUGAAAUUCACCUAUCCAACACUUUUUCAAGGGUGGCAGACACUUGUUGGUGGAAUUCUCUUACAUGUUUCCUGGAAAAUCGGCUGGGUUGAGAUUAGCAGCAGUUCAAGGUCUGAAGUAUUAUCAUGGCUUCCAGCUUCUGCACUUUUUGUGGGUAUUAUUUAUUCAGGUUCCAGGGCAUUAUCUAGAUUGCCAAUUCCUAUCUUUCUUACCUUACACAAUGCUGCAGAUGUUAUAUUUUAUGGAGUGGAAGUCUCAGUGCAGAAAGAGCAGAACUCCACCCUAAAAAUCUGCAGAGGGCUGAUUCUUCUGGUGGCCGCAGGAGGGCUGCCUUUCAAUGACCCACAGUUUGAUAUAGAUGGCUAUUUUUGGGCCCUCAUACACCUACUAUGUGUUGGGGCUUACAAAGUAUUUCACAAGUUGUGGAAACCAAAUUCUCUAAGUAUCUCGGAACAACAAUACAUAAACUAUGCAUUCAGUGUGGUGAUGUUGGCUUUUGCAUCCCACCCAACAGGUGAUCUCUUCAGUGCCUUGGAAUUUCCACUUCUGUACUUUUACAUCUUUCAUAGCAGUUGCCUUGCCAGUGGACUUCUGGGAUUUCUUCUGACUUUACAUACUAUGAAACUUAAAAACAGCAUCUCCUCAGGACAGUAUUUAGCUUGGAAUUUCUUAGCGAAGGUUAUCACAGCUGGUCUGUCUCCAUUCUUCUUUGAAAUUGCAGUGAAUGCACCAACUGCCUGCUGGCCCAGUUUCGGCAAAGACAGGACAGAAGAAAUUCUCCAUCUAGAAGAAACUCCAUCAAAGACAAGACAGAAGAAAAAUUCUCCAUCUGGAAGAAAAAACUCCUUCAAUGUUAGAGACAAAUCAGCACCAGGUCCUGAGUAGAAAAGGAGGGGCUGUCCGAUGUCACAGCGUCCCAAAGAAUCGGCCUUCAGGUAGGACCACACCCAUUCUCCAGUGAGGCUGUGGCAUCGUCCAGACAUGAGAUAUACCAAAGCUUUGGCAGUCCUAAGGGCAGGAUGCCAAAAGGCCUGGAGCGGCCCCAGCACGAUGCACCUGCUGCAAGACUCUCAUUCCAAAGGAUGCUUCCACAGAAGCAAAAACAUCCAAUUUAUAAUGCCGGAUGAAAGGCGAAGGAGUAGACCAGGUGGCCGCCCAGCAGACCUCCUCAAAGGAGGCCUGCGUGGCUCAGGCUGCAGAUGUAGCCGUGCUCCUAGUGGAGUGGGUAGUGAUGCAUCUGGGAACGGGUAGUGCCUGGGCCUGAUAGGCCGAGGCAAUGCAAGCUCUAAUCCAGCGACCAAUGGUCGAGGAAGAGACCUUAGAAACUAGUGAGUUCAGUAGGAAGGAGACAAAUAAGGCCUCAGAUCUUCUGGAUGGGGCAGUUCUUUUAAUAUAAAUUUUGAGGGCCUUCCGUACAUCUAGUGUGCGCCACCUUCGUUCCAACACAUGAGAUGACCUAGGACAGAAAUUAGGGAGCACUACCUCCUGGGCUCUGUGGAACCAAGAAUUAAUUUUUGGAAUGAAUGAAGGGUGCAGCCUCAAGACUACUUUUUUGGGAUGGAACACACAGAGGUCCUCCCUGAUGGAAAGUGCUGCCAGCUCAGAGAUACAUCGAGCGGACGUUAUGGUGACCAGAAAGGCCACCUUCAUCGUAAGAUACCUGAGGCUGGAGUUUGAAGAGGCUCAAAGGGGGCCUCAGUCAAGGCAUUAAGAACUUUAGUCAGAUCCCAGGUAGAAUAGCAAUGUACAGUUGGGGGCCGUAAAUUACCCACGCCCCAUAAAAAACAUUGAAUGACUGGAAUGCCUUGUUAGGGGCUCCCCUGCAUUACCUGACAAUACCAUGGAGAUAGCCGCCCUGUGUUGUCAGAUGGUGCUAUAAGCCGUGAUCCAGGCUGUCCUCUAGAAACUCGAGCACCUGUGGAACAGAAGCUGAGAGAGGAUUAACCUGGUGCAAGGUGCACCACCUGGAAAAGGUUACCCAGGUGGCGUUGUAAAGUCUGAUUGUGGACCAACUCCUGGACACCUGUAUAAUGUAGAUGACCCUGUCAGAGUAAUUUUCUUGCCUCAGGAGAACCCCUUCAAGUGCCAGGCAGUUGGUUGAAGCCACUGGGUUUCCGGAUGAAGCAGGGCCCCCUAGCUGAGGGAGGUCCUUUCUGAGGGUAUCCUCCAAUGGCUGCUAUGCCAAAAGGCUGACAAGGUCCGCGAACCAGGAUCGACGGAGCCAACGAGGGGCUACUAAGAUGAUCUCUGUCUUGUCUGAGAUGACCUUCCGAAUUAGUGCCGGUAUUAGGGGCAGCGGAGGGAAGGCAUAAUGGAGGCCGGAGGGCCAUGUGAGAUGGAGGGCGUUGGACCCUUCUGCCCUGGGCAUCGGGAACCUCGAAAAGUAGCGAGGUAAUUGGUGGUUCAGGCUCGACGCAAAGAGGUCGAUGUCCGAAGUCUCAAACUUGCUGCAUAUGUCGAGGAAAAUGUCUGGGUGGAGCUGCCAUUCGACACUGUCCACUUGAAUCCUGCUGAGGUAGUCCGCUUGGGUGUUUGAAGUUUGAAAUAUGGGAUAUGCUCUGCUCGUAUGGAGAGGAUGUUCUUCUUGGCCCACCUGCCAAGGCGAAAGGACUCCUUCAUGAGUCGCCUCGAGCAGGUCCCACCCUGGUGAUUGACAUGUGCCUUUACGGCAGCAUUGUCUGUCAAGACCAGCACAUGCUGAUUCUGCAGGAAUGUUUGAAAGUGAUUGAGGGCCAGACGAAUUGCCUUCAACUCCAGCCAGUUGAUUGGAUUGAUGAGGUCUUUGGAAGACCAGAGACCUUGCGCCACUUGGGAGUUGAGGUGCCCCCCUCUGCCAAAGAGGUUGGCGUCCGUCAUAAGAGUGAGUCUCUGGGGUUCCCUGAAGAGACACGCCUUGUCCAGGGAUGUUAUAGAGACCUCCUGACUUGGAGAGGACCCUGACGGUAGUCAGGGUAUGAGACCGUCACACUCGCUGAAAGGGAAGUAAGAACUACUGGAGGUGCUGAGCAUGGAGACGUGCCUAGGAAACGAUCUGCAUGCAUGACACCAUCUUGCCCAGUAAUUUGGACAAGGUGGCUAAGGGAACCGUUGGAUUCUUGUGAAUCUGAGAUAUCAGGUCCCGUAUGUCGGCCCUCCUUUCCAGUGAUAGGUAUACUUCUCCCUGAGCGGGGUCGAUGAUGGCACUCAGAUAGACAAUUCUGGUGACUGGAGUCAGAUGGCUUUUCUUGUAAUUGACCAGAAAACCGUGGUCGAAUAAGUUUGAAUCGUUAGAUGGAGGUCCUCUUGUGCUCUGUUGUAUGACAGUGCCUGGACCAAGAUGUCAUCUAAAUAUGCCUAUAGUCUUACUGGCUUCUGGCGCAGAUGCACCGCUACGGCAGCCAAGAUCUUUGUGAGGCACCGUGGGGCCAAGGCCAGCCCGAAAGUCAGAGCCCUGUAUUGUAGGUGCCUGUCCCAGUAGCAGAAGCGUAGGUAUUUUUAAUGGACUGGCAGAAUAGGAAUAUGGAGGUAGGCCGCCAUGAGGGCUGUCUAUUUAAUUAAUUAAUUAAUUAAUUAAUUAAUUAAUUAAUUUAUAUACCGCUCUUCUCCCGAAGGACUCAGGGCGGUUUACAGCCAUGGUAAAAGUACAAAUCAAAAAGCAUUUAAAAACUAAUUAAAUUAAAAACUGAAAGAAUUAUAAUAAAACUAUAUUAAAACUCCAAUAAAAAACUUCAUUAAGCCAGCCCUGCACGAAGGAACAGGAAGGUCUUUAGCUCGUAAAAGGUCCGGAGAUCAGGAAGUUGAUGUAACCUCGGAGGCAGUUCAUUCCAGACGGCAGAAAGUCGUUGGGAUGAAUCCCUUGCAAUAUGGAAGUUAGGGAACAUAUUUUGAACCUUUGGUAGGCAAUGUGGGUAUUAAGGGAUUUUAAAUCUAGAAUCGCUCUCCACCCUCCCGAACGCUUUGACACAACAAACAGAGUGGAGUAGUAGCCCUGCUUCCACUGGCUUUUUGGAACCACCUCUAUGGCUUGAAUCUGGAGGAGGUGCUGAACAGCCUGUUCCAUAAGCUUUCGCCUGGUCCUGUUGUGGGAGACUGGACACUGUAUGAAGCGGUUCGAGGGUUGGGAGAGGAAUUCUAGGGGAAGUCCAAAUUUGACUACAGUGAGAACCCAAUUGUCUGAGGUUGUGAGUUCCCACCUGUUUGUGAAAAGAGCCAAGCAGCUCCCUAUAGGAGGAUUGGGCGGUGAGUCAUUUGUGGCUGCGGGAUGGUGAUAGCUGGAAUCAUGAAAGGGCUGCUUGGACUGGUGGAACUGCUUGGCCUGUCCCGAAAGGACUGAUGAUCAGAUGGGAGAGCUGGUCCUUGAGAAUAGAACUGCUGGGAAGGACCUCCCUGCGUGUAAGCAUGAAAAGGCUGCUUCCUGUAAAGAAGAGAAGACCUCCUGUUAGCCCACCUAGUGGAAGAAGGAAGGAUUUUGCAUUUAUCUGGGUUUCUAUGAGAAGUGGGUCCAGUGAUUUGCCAAAGAGCUUUCCCCCGGUAUAAGGAGCUGCAGCCAUAUGCCAUUUGGCCUUCAGGUCUGCUGGCCACUGACAGUGCUAUAGCAGUCUGCGGGCUGAAACUGCAGAUGCCAGGGCCCUUGGCGUAUACUUGGCAGCAUUUAAGGUCGCGUCAGCCGAAAACUGGGUAGCAGCGAUAAUUUUGCUGAUGUCUUGAUGAAGAUGAGCCUCGCUGGGGGCUACCCUGGCUUGCAGCUGCUGAAGCCACAGAAUAGAAGUGCAGUUGAAAAAGGAGGCUGAGGAAGCCACCUGGAUAGCCCAGGCUGCGGCCAGGUGAUUCUUUUUGAACAAAAGAUCAAAUUUCUUGUCUUCAGGGCAGAGGCCUUCUGAUGUAUCCCCAGCUACAUAAGAGAAGAGGAUGAGAGAGCUGCAACAGGGCUGUCUACCAGGGGAAUCUGCAACAUCUGGGUGAACCUGGGCACUAGAGAAUAAUUCUUCCUAUCCGCCCCAUUCGCUGUGGGAAUAGCUGCUGGGCUUGACCAUUGCUUUUGCACCACAUUGAUGAAUAACUGUGAGGCCGGAAUAAAGAGCUGCUCUGGUGCAGGCUCAGAAAAAAGCCCUUGUGGCUGGUUGUCGUGUCCCACUCCUCCGCUGACGGCUGGGUCAGGGAAAUCCGAAUCAGGCGUGCCUCUGCAGCUCUGCCAAAGUCCUAGCAAAGUUCUCAAGGCAGGCAGGAGACCAGAAAGUGAUUUCAGCGAGAUAAGGUAGACUUUGCCUGACUCAGAGAAUGCCAGAAAGCAGAUCCUUUAUAUAGGCCAUGGGGUGUGGCUCCAUGACUCAGCACUUAUCCCGGCCUGCCCCUCCCUUCCUUCUGUUGACGCCGUUUAUCAAUUCUCCUGAAGCGAGGGUCACUCCAGUCUCCAGCUGUUGGUAAUUGACCUUCCUCAGGCUCACAUGCUGUGGGGGAGGGGGAGGGGUCUAGUUGCUCCGUUUGCCUGGGCAUGGAGCCAGGCAUGGGGGCUGGAGGCGCUUCUUCUUCCUCAGCCUGUCUGGGCAUGGAGCCAGGGCUGGGGCCGGGAGGCAUGCUAGGACAUUCCUCAGCGUUCGGAAGCAGAUAAGAAGGCCCCGGCUGCAAGUACUUGAACCGGUUUGGAGAAAAAAGCCCUGUAAAGGUGGGUGUGUUUGGGAAUAUCACUUCAUCAUCUGAGAAAUCAGAAUGAUGUUCGUCCUCAAAGGCAAAAACCUCACUGCCUCUGAAAGCUUCAGGUGAAUGAGAGCCGGUCAAGCUAUCUGAAGAAACUCGAACAUGUGCAGACUGUUCUGAGACCACUGAUCUGAAUGAUGAGCCUGGAAUAAAGUUGCCAUGCCAGAGGCAAUGGCCUGGUCAAUAAGAAGCAGCAGACCUUUGGGUAGGUCUCUGAAAGGGUCAGAGGAAGGCCUGAUAACUGAAGGCGAAGCGCUUGCUGAAGCUGCCACUAUUGAUACGCUGGCAGGGUCUGCUGGUACUGAUGGAAUUAAUUGGCAAUCAAAGGGUUUCUGAAUGGGGCCCUGUUCCCCAGGAGGUCAGCAAGGCUGGACUCGUAGAAGUCUCUCCUGCCCCUUCAGGGGACCAAGCCUGUGGCAAUGGAGAUGGAGCAUGACUCUGAGAUUGAUGAGAAGGAGAAGGAUUACUGGUAUGGGAUUAAACUUCCCUUGCAGCCAAUUUUAAGACAGCUUUGGAGACUUGCCUUUCUAAGGACUUAUGUCUCCGUUUGAGGUCUCUGGCCUUUGCCUUAGAAAUAUGCUUGCAGGAAGCCUUCCUGCCAGAGGAGGUCCCAGCCACCUCCCUGUCUGUAGAAUGAUCCGCCAUUUUAGAAAGCUGUACUCACUGCGACCAAGAUGGCACCUGGAGUUAGAUAGGCCUCAAAGGCACAAAGCAGGCCAAAAGGUUGUGGCUGUGCCGGUGAAAAUUGGGCUAGCCAGACACUCGUGAGCAGGGUGGAUGCUGUUUAAGGGGCGGCUUGUCUAGAUCAGACCUAGAUCAUGCCAGCUCCCAGCUCCGAAGGCUGCGCAGUUGAAUCCCAGGCGAGACUGGAAGACUGCUUGCAGGCCGCUUGUGUGCUCUGUGCAACAAGCUGUUUUGUUGCUGCUGCUUCCCGAUCCUCUCAGUGGUGGUAGAGCGGCGAAAACAGUUGAAAAGCCUGCCGCGGUGCUUCAAAGGGCCACCCUACAGCUGAUCCACCACUGUAGGCAGCGGCAGCCAGAAGGCACAAUUCCGGAGCUGCUGCCGGAACGUAGCUGCCCAAGAGAGUUGGUGGUAUAGCUUUGGGAGCUGUCACUGCCUCGUUGGUGGAGUAGAGGGCCCAAAGGGUGCUUGCCAGAGGUGAAAUGGCCGUGGCAAAGCCGCUGAAAAUGGCAGCUGCCUGUGGAGUGAUGCUGGGUGCUGGUAGACUGGUGCGCUCUAAAAUAGAAAGAGGUAGACCGGUACAGCUCUGCUAAGUCUUAGAAGCAAGCCUGGUAGACUGGUACGUUGCUAAAUCCUAGAAGAAAUUCGGUCAAAAAACUCACAGUGACUCUAAAGGAAUCAAACAGAAAUAGGCUGAAAGCCAGAUCUGCUAGAGAUGUUUCUCUCAGGCCGACUGAGUUGAAACUGGGCCUGAGAGGAAGGAACAAGGGGUGUGGUAAAAAAACUAUGACUCAGUCUCUAGGCAGAUCCGACUGUAGCAACCCAUGUCUGGACGAUACCACAGCCUCACUGGAGAACAUGAAAGGUUGUGGGAAGAGGCAAAGGACGUCUAUGUACCAUAUGGUGCCUAACAAUUCCACCUGAAUUUCCCACAUAUGCCUUUUCCCCAUGAAUUGCCACUGCUAUCGAUAGACAAGUAGAUCCUCCAUUGAUGGUUGCUUUAUAACAGGAGGGAGGGUGUACCUUUCAUAUCUCUCUAGUCUAGCCUUUUCUGUCAUUUUAUUUAUUAUCUAUUUAUAUCCCACCUUUAAUAAUUUUUCUAAAUAGCUCAAGGUAGAUAAAUACCCAUUAUUCUAUAAUCUUUCCUACUGUCCUGCAGAAAAAAGGGAGAAGGGAUUCUGUGUUCAUUUCCUUGACUGGUAUUUGCAUGUGGAAGGGGGAAUGAUUCUGAAGAUGGGUGUGCAUGAAGGAAUGGAUAUCCAUCUCCUUCACUGGGAAUGAAGGAGGAACCUAUGAAUUGCUAAGAGGAACCUUCAGAAUACUCAGUCCUGAGGAACAUGAAAAAUAAAUUCAAAAUAACCAUGCCCUGGUUUAAUUGGGGAAGAAAGAAAUCCUGACAGGCUUUAGAUUCUCUUAAUUUACCCAACAACAACAACAACAAUAAUAAUAAUAAUAAUGAGGAGGAGGAGGAGGAGGAAGAGGGGGAGGAGGAAUAUUCCUGGAAUUCCUGCUAUGCUUUUUUUUUUUGACCCUGCUUUCUUCAAGGGCUGAAGACACAAAACAAUUUGCCCAUCAGACCAAGCAAUCAUUGAAUGCUGAGAAAAUAAGCCUUCCAAUACUCCUUCCUUCACCAUCUUGUUGGAACAGAAUGGAACACUUCUCAGGAUGGAACAACAAAUAGAAUUCUCAAAACUUGAAUUCAAUUUUUUCCAUACAAAAUUCUACUUCUAUUUACUCAACUCUUUACCUAUAACCAGGUUGUAUGUGGCUUUAUUAUUGUUACUGUCAAGCAAUUGAAAAUCUUUGCUCAUGACUACAAAUUACCAUCCACCAAGAUCAGAUAUGAAUUCAUAUAUUAGCAUCAGCUCCCAUUCCUUACCCCAGUUCCUGCCAACCUAGCAGUUUGAAAGCAUGCAAAUGCGAGUAAAUAAUUGGGUACCGCUCUGACAGGAAGUUACUAUGUAAUUCUGUACUUUCAUGCUAGCCACAUGAUGACAGAAGCAUCUGUCAGACAACACAGCACCACCCCCUUGAGUUGGUCACAACUGGACAGAAGGACCUGUAAACUUUUAUUAGUAUCUUAACAUCUAACAGUUUUACAAAAUAUUAGGGCUGGUGGGCAGGAAAAAGCAGGGGAUAUACAAUCCCUACCCAAACCACACAAAUGAUAAUUUUGUUAAAUAUAUCUACUACAAAAUUACAUAAACUGUUAACAUAAACAGAAAAGCCAAAGAAUUCUGAUUAUAGUUUUAUAGCAGCUUCAGGAAGCUUUGUAAAAACAGGUUAUGCAUACUGUAAUACAGAAAGUGACUAUAUUACUUCAUUCAUAAUAGAUGCCACAGAUCUAUCACCAAGUGGCUGUUCUUUCAAUUGAAAAUAAAACAACUGUAGGAACUUUAGAGGAUCACAGAAAUGAGUAACACUGGUUUACACAGAUUUACUCAUUCAGAUGUAACCUUUUGCCCUCUAUAAAUGUGAACAGAGUGCAUAAAUUCUGUGUAAUUUCAGGUAGAUGUGUUUUAAUGAAACUGCUUGAUGAAAGACAUUAGUUCAGUUCAAAGUGAGUCAGCACACACAGAUAUUCACACGCACAUGCAUGCACAUAUAUGCACACACAAAAGCUUAUAUUCAGGGAGUUGAAGUCCACAAAUCUUAAAGUUCUCAAGAUUAAGAAAUACAUAACAGAUUCACUAUAUCUGAACAACAUAAUACAAAUGGUUCAGUGACUGUUUUUAUAAUUAUAUUGAUCAAUUUUAAAGCCAAAUUUGCAACAAAAUCAUGCAGUAAGAGUUCAAGUCAGUUAGGCGGCUACCCAUGUUCCUUCAGUGUUUUCCGUUUCUCCUACUGAAUUAUUUUUCAAGGGUUUUUUCCUUACUAACAAAUAAGCAACUGCUAUCACCCUUGCUAUUUUGAUCCAAUUAUGUGCCAUCAUGUUGGUGUUGAUUCUUAUUGACUACAUAGUCAAUAACAUUUUCUUAAUGAAAUUUUAGAAGAGAUAUUCUCCAAUGUCUCAUGAAGACAUGCAAGCCACAGGCAUAUGCUAUGCUGUAGACCUAAAUAGCAGUGAAAUGCAAAACUGCGGACCACACAAAGAACAAGAUUUUCCAAUCUCUCUCAUAUAUCAGAUCCCUCUUCUAAGAUACUGCCCUAUGCAAUAUCUGCAAUUAGUGAUAUACAAAAAAUGCUUGAUCAAAUCUGAUCAAUAUAGCAAAUGCAGCAGAUACAAAACAAGUUUCUGAAAUCACAUUAAUAAUCAGAGUCAAAGUUGUACUUAGUUUUAAGUUCCUUCAAAGUACAGUACAGCUUCAUCGAUAAGCCCUUACUCCUCCCUGACCCGAGGAUUUUGAUUAUGCAGUGUAAGCUACAUAUUCUAAUUGGUUACCUAAAUCUAUGAGAAGAAUUUCCAUUGGGAUUUCCUUAAAACCAGGUCCUGGUUUAUACAAUAAUUUUAUAGACUUAAAAAAAUAAACCAAUUACUUUAUGUUGUGACUGAUAUUGAGAUGAGAAUUUAAACAAAAACAGUAAGGAUCACAGUGCAAAAAUAACUACAUCAAGUUACCAAAUAAUAAAUCAGGCCACAUCAUUUAGUUUUAAGGAAUUGUGGCCUGCAUACAUUGGAAUUUGGUUGAACAAAUAAAACUACAAGACACUCAA